CUCCAUCCGUCCCCCACUUUUUGUCCAGUUUUGACUUUUGGAAUUGUUCAUCUAAGCACUUUGACUCAUCAAAUUCUCUCAAUGUGUAAGCCUAAAUAUAGUAAUGUGUGAUCUUGUUUGAUUUGUCUUAACAUAUAGAUUAUUAAUAUAUAAUUUCUAUAAUUUUUUAAUAUACAAAUUACAAGAUAAAAUGGAUUAAAGAAGUGCAUUGGAUGGUGUGUAAAAAUGAAAGUAGACAAAUACUCUGGGACGGAAGGAAUCUAAAUCUAAUUUCUCUCUCGAAGAAUAGAUCUAAAGGUCCUGAACUUCAGAUCUUCUACUCAGCCCUGAUCCGAUGUUAUCCCGCGAUCCUUCGAUGCCCAGUUUUCAGCUUUUGAGUGAUAGUGAUGAUGAUGCACUUCCUAGAUAUGGAUCCCCUCCUCCAUCGAAGGCUGAGAUGAAGAGGGCAGAGUUAAAUCGUUGGGGAUUUGAUGGAGGAGAUACGGAUUCCUCUGAAACACACCCAACUUGGAGCUUCCGCAAAAAAUAUCCAGGGGGUGGUUACUAUUCUGACCCUGAACGGAGUUACGAAGAAGAAGAGGAUGAAGAGGAAGAUGGGGAAUCGGUGACCUCUGCGGAGAUAAUGGAGAUGUCUGAGGAGGAAUUCCUCUUUGCAGAACCUACAGGAGACCCUGAAAAAUUACAUCGAUUCAAACAGAGUACACGCUCUAUACUCUCUUUAAUUUAGACCUGCGUGUGAGUAUAUUUUGGCAAACUAAUGAUGCAAAUCUCUGCUUUACACGAAUAAGAUGUGUUCAUAUGUGAGUUGCUAGUGUUGUAAUGUCACCCACGUACUGUGUUGGAGACUUACAAAAAUCAAUUUUGCCUAGGAUU
This is a messenger RNA of Cuscuta campestris, 873 nucleotides long. Lineage: Eukaryota; Viridiplantae; Streptophyta; Magnoliopsida; Solanales; Convolvulaceae. The record is from the annotation of a GenBank genome assembly.